AUGGCCAGAUUCAUUCAAGCGAACUACAUGGGCUAUGGUGGCUUCCACCACUUUGUCGCUGGCAAUGGUAUCUCAUACCAACCAGCCAACUACCAGGUCCGCACUCUAGUCCCACACCCUCCGUAUCAAUACGGAUAUGCUCCUGCAACAGAGCUGGUCUCUGCCGAGCGCGCGGUGCCCAGCACCAUGGACCCCUCCCUGUCUUCUGGCCGCACCGCCGACCAGAAAGUCCUCUACGGCGACCCGGCUAUCCUCUACUCGCUCCCCAGGGUGCCCGAGAAGCUGGAUACGGCAGAGCCACUCUUCCGCCGCCCAGAUGGCACUCCCAUCAACACCCGUGCCGGUCGACCAACAACAGUUGACCCGCAUUUCGCUAGCCUGGUCGCGAUGCUUCGCGCAUCAGCGGCGCAUAGUUCCUCGCCGAUACACGAGAGCCAGCACGUGAGAUCUCUGUCUGGUAGUAGUGUGAACACUGGCUACUCCCUGCUGAGCCAGGUUGAAGGGGAGAUGUGGUCUGGAGGGUCGAUGGCUUCGUCUUCGCCAACGGAGGUUGAUGGUGGUGUCCAGUGGAACUCUUGUGAGUUUGGCGACUACCGGGCCGUGUGA
Pseudovirgaria hyperparasitica is the source of this 606-nucleotide messenger RNA. RefSeq lists its product as uncharacterized. The record is from RefSeq and is a predicted model, not a curated record. The transcript has a single exon. Bases 1 to 606 code for a protein of 201 amino acids. NCBI's taxonomy places the organism in Eukaryota, Fungi, Ascomycota, Dothideomycetes, Acrospermales, Acrospermaceae.